Momordica charantia (bitter melon) is the source of this 3612-nucleotide messenger RNA. RefSeq names its product DNA damage-binding protein 1a. Gene Ontology annotation, cellular component: nucleus. Gene Ontology annotation, molecular function: nucleic acid binding; protein binding. Lineage: Eukaryota; Viridiplantae; Streptophyta; Magnoliopsida; Cucurbitales; Cucurbitaceae. The record is from RefSeq and is a predicted model, not a curated record.
CAGAAACCUUUCAUCUCAUGCGUGCUAGUUGCUUCUAUGGGCUUCGGCUGAGCCGUCUGCAGAGCCACUAUCGGCGAGACUCACAGAAUACAGUGCCAUUUCAUUACUACCAUUACCCAAUAAACCUCCACACCGACGUUCGGCGGCGAGGAUUUGGCUAGGGUUUUGCCGACGGAGCAAUCGCAGCCCCCAGAGGUUGAAGAUGAGCGUCUGGAACUAUGUCGUCACCGCUCACAAGCCCACCAACGUCACUCACUCCUGCGUCGGCAACUUCACCGGCCCCCAGGAGCUCAACCUCAUUAUAGCGAAAUGUACCCGUAUUGAAAUCCAUUUGCUUACUGCUCAAGGCCUGCAGCCGAUGUUGGAUGUUCCAAUAUAUGGGAGGAUUGCAACACUUGAACUUUUUCGGCCUCAUGGUGAAGCACAAGAUUUUCUUUUCAUAGCGACUGAGCGGUACAAGUUCUGUGUUCUUCAGUGGGAUACUGAGAGUUCUGAGCUUAUUACAAGGGCAAUGGGAGAUGUCUCAGAUCGUAUUGGUCGUCCUACUGACAGUGGUCAGAUUGGUAUUAUAGACCCGGACUGUAGAUUGAUUGGACUUCAUUUAUAUGAUGGUUUGUUCAAGGUUAUUCCUUUUGACAAUAAAGGACAGCUCAAAGAAGCAUUUAAUAUUAGGCUUGAGGAACUUCAAGUGUUGGAUAUCAAGUUUCUUUAUGGUUGUUCAAGACCUACAAUUGUGGUUCUUUACCAGGAUAAUAAAGAUGCUAGGCAUGUUAAAACAUAUGAGGUUGUUCUCAAGGAUAAGGAUUUUGUUGAAGGUCCAUGGUCUCAAAACAAUCUCGACAAUGGGGCUGCUGUGCUAAUACCUGUGCCCCCACCACUAUGUGGUGUCAUCAUUAUUGGAGAAGAAACAAUUGUUUACUGCAGUGCUACAGCAUUUAAAGCCAUACCUAUUAGACCUUCCAUCACCAGAGCAUAUGGGAGGGUUGAUGCUGAUGGUUCAAGGUACUUGCUUGGUGAUCAUGCUGGUCUACUUCACCUACUUGUCAUUACUCAUGAAAAAGAACGGGUUACUGGACUUAAGAUCGAGCUGUUGGGGGAAACAUCCAUUGCCUCUACAAUAUCAUAUCUUGAUAAUGCUUUUGUAUAUAUUGGGUCAAGCUAUGGGGAUUCACAGCUUGUUAAGCUUAAUGUGCAACCUGAUGCAAAAGGAUCAUAUGUAGAAGUCUUGGAGAGGUAUGUCAAUUUGGGGCCUAUUGUUGAUUUUUGUGUGGUAGACCUUGAGAGGCAAGGCCAAGGCCAGGUUGUAACAUGCUCUGGAGCUUAUAAGGAUGGUUCUCUGCGUGUAGUUCGAAACGGAAUUGGAAUUAAUGAACAGGCAUCUGUGGAACUUCAAGGAAUAAAAGGAAUGUGGUCACUUAGAUCUUCUACUGAUGAUCCGUUUGACACAUUUCUCGUUGUAAGCUUUAUUAGUGAGACUAGAAUUUUGGCAAUGAAUCUUGAGGAUGAACUAGAGGAAACGGAGAUAGAAGGUUUCAGCUCUCAAGUGCAGACAUUAUUUUGCCAUGAUGCGCUAUUUAAUCAACUUGUUCAGGUUACUUCAAGCUCUGUAAGAUUAGUUAGUUCUACCACUAGAGAACUUCGCUAUGAAUGGAAUGCACCAUCAGGCUACUCUAUCAAUGUUGCCACUGCUAAUGCCUCCCAGGUUUUAUUGGCAACUGGCGGUGGUCAUUUAGUUUAUUUAGAAAUUUCUGAUGGAAAUUUGGUCGAAAAAAAUCAUGCGCAGUUGGAGCAUGAGGUUUCAUGCCUUGACAUAAACCCAAUUGGUGACAAUCCUAAUUGUAGUCAGCUUGCUGCAGUUGGGAUGUGGACAGAUAUAAGUGUGAGAAUAUUUUCACUACCUGAUCUGAAUCUCAUUACUAAGGAACAUUUGGGAGGGGAGAUAAUACCUCGCUCAGUGCUUCUUUGUACUUUUGAAGGGAUAUCUUACUUGUUGUGUGCCCUUGGAGAUGGUCAUCUGUUGAAUUUUAUAUUGAACACAAAUUCGGGUGAGCUAAUGGACAGGAAAAAGGUUUCUCUAGGAACCCAACCUAUAACACUUCGUACUUUUUCGUCCAAGAAUGCUACGCAUGUAUUUGCUGCAUCAGAUAGACCUACAGUCAUUUAUAGCAGUAACAAGAAACUACUUUACAGUAAUGUUAACCUGAAGGAAGUUAGCCAUAUGUGUCCUUUCAAUUCUGCUGCUUUUCCAGACAGCCUUGCGAUUGCAAAAGAAGGAGAACUUACAAUUGGCACCAUCGAUGAUAUUCAAAAGCUUCAUAUCCGCUCUAUCCCGCUUGGGGAGCAUGCACGCCGUAUCUGCCAUCAAGAGCAGUCCAGAACAUUUGCCAUUUGUAGUUUAAGAUAUAACCAAUCAGGCACAGAAGACACAGAAAUGCAUUUUAUCCGCUUGUUAGAUGACCAAACUUUCGAGUCCAUCUCAACUUAUGCUCUUGACACUUAUGAGUAUGGAUGUUCUAUUCUUAGCUGCUCUUUCUCAGACGAUAGUAAUGUAUAUUACUGUGUUGGAACUGCAUAUGUUAUGCCGGAAGAAAAUGAGCCAACCAAGGGCCGGAUAUUAGUUUUUGUUGUUGAGGAAGGUAAGCUACAGCUUAUUGCUGAGAAGGAAACUAAGGGAUCUGUUUAUUCUUUGAAUUCCUUCAACGGGAAGCUGCUGGCUGCUAUUAAUCAGAAAAUUCAACUGUAUAAGUGGACACUUCGAGAUGAUGGUACUCGCGAGUUACAAUCCGAAUGUGGGCACCAUGGACAUAUACUCGCUCUUUACGUCCAAACCCGUGGAGAUUUCAUUGUUGUUGGUGAUUUGAUGAAGUCCAUAUCUCUGUUAAUCUAUAAGCACGAGGAAGGUGCCAUUGAGGAGAGAGCCCGCGACUACAAUGCAAACUGGAUGUCCGCUGUUGAAGUUCUCGACGAUGACAUUUACCUCGGUGCCGAAAACUACUUCAAUCUCUUCACCGUUCGAAAGAAUAGCGAAGGAGCAACUGAUGAGGAGCGCAGCCGCCUAGAGGUGGUUGGUGAAUACCACCUCGGUGAAUUUGUCAACCGUUUUCGACAUGGCUCCCUCGUAAUGCGAUUGCCAGAUUCCGACGUGGGACAGAUUCCAACCGUAAUUUUUGGAUCCGUCAAUGGCGUUAUCGGGGUCAUUGCUUCACUUCCCCAUGAGCAAUAUGUGUUCUUCGAGAAGCUCCAGUCCAACUUGAGGAAGGUGAUUAAGGGCGUAGGGGGGCUUAGCCAUGAGCAGUGGAGGUCUUUCAACAAUGAGAAGAGAACUGCAGAAGCCAAAAACUUCUUGGAUGGAGAUCUAAUAGAGUCGUUCCUCGAUCUCAACCGCAGUAAAAUGGAAGAGAUUUCUCGAGCCAUGGGCGUUUCGGCCGAAGAGCUCUGCAAAAGAGUAGAGGAAUUGACAAGGCUACACUGAUUCGAACCCAACUGUUUUUUACAUUCAAUUUUGUUUAUUCUUUUGUUUCUUAAAAUUUCUGGAAUUACGUUUGGACCUGAAACUAUUACUGGGUUGGCAGUACUUAGCUUGGUAUAAGAACCCUAAUCCGAAUUGUUGUA